UGUAGUCUUUCCUCACUCCCUCACUUUGAGAUAGAAGAGAGGAAAGAGAGUACAGGAGGCGGGAGGCAUGAGAUAACGUGACUUUUACACACACACUUGUCCGGUAAAGGAGAGCAUUCAGUUUUUGAGAACUCUCCAGAAAGUGAGGAAGCUUGUCGGACGUGGAUAGACUCUUUGGAGGAACGUUUAAAUCUUUAAAUCUUCAGCGAAAGGUGAGUCGGGACUUUAAAACCUUGAGAAAUGGACUCAAUAAGAUAAUUAGACCUCGAACACACUUUGUCGACACAUAUUUCUCCGGUGAACUUUAUCGUCAAAAUGUUUCUUUGGUCAACUUUAGCGUCAAAUGUUGCGCGGUGAAACCAGUCCAGCCUGCUCGGCGGAGACUUUGGAGACAGUUUGACUUGCAGGUAAACUGUCCGUAGAGGAGCGCAGUGCAAAAAGAAAAAAUAAAGAAGAAGACAGCCAAGACGUUUUGACCACCAUGUCUGGUGUAAGUAAUGCCCACAUGAAAACCUUGGAGGACCUGACUUUGGACUCUGGCUAUGGAGCGGGAGACUCCUGCAAAUCCCUCAGCCUGUCCUCCUCCAAGUCAAACUCCCAGGCCGUCAUGACGACCCCUCACCGGGGCAACUGGUGGUACUACUCGGGCUCUAUGAACAGCAGGAACAACAGCUGGGACACGGUCAACACUGUCCUCCCUGAGGACCCAGAGGAUAUCUUCUCCAAGUGUCCUCGCCUGCCCGAACUGGAAGAGUUCCCCUGGGCAGAGGAGGAUGUGGCCAGGAUACUUCGCCAAGUGGCUGAAAGUGGCGUUACAAAGGGUGGACACACACCUGUGUUCACCACGGAGGCUGUGAGGCGCUUGUCUGCCCUCCUUCGCAAGGCUCUCAUCCGCAUCUCCAGGGAGGCUCAGCGGCUGAGCGUCAUGCACUGUCGCUGUACUCGCUUUGAGGUGCAAAGCGCAAUGAGGCUGGUGCUCAGCUGGGCACUGGCUGACUACUGUGUGUCCGCCUCGGUCAAAGCCAUCUCCAUGUACAGCAUGAGCACAGGGGAGAUGCUGAGAAAGGGCAAGUCGGCCCGUUGUGGCCUGACCUUCUGCGUGGGACGUUUCUUCCGAUGGAUGGUAGACACUCGCGUAUCUGUGCGCAUCCACGAGUACGCUGCUAUAUGCCUGACCGCCUGCAUGGAAGCUCUGGUGGAAGAGAUCGGAGCCCGUGUGCUCAUGUCUGAACGGGGUCAUCCGGGGCCAGAUGCGGGGUCAGCUUGUGCUCCAGUGAGUCCCGAGGCCUUGGAAGGAGUUGUCAACAAUGACGCGGAGCUAUGGGGAGUCCUGCAGCAGUACGAGCACCUGAUCUGUGGGAAGAACGCCGGUGGUGUCUUGUCCCUCCCGGCCCAUUUCAGUCCCUAUACAGAGAAUCAGCAGACUUCUGUGGACUGCAGGGAGGAUGCCUAUGCCCAGCUGGAGCUCAGGACGCUGGAACAGUCCCUGCUGGCUACCUGUGUGGGCAGCAUCUCUGAACUCAGUGACCUGGUGUCCCGUGCCAUGCACCACAUGCAGCGCCUGAGCUUGGUGCGUCCAGGGUUGAGUCCAGCCCGCCAUGCACGCCCCCAGCAGCCUGUGUCCUGGUCACCUGACGCCCUCCACACCCUCUAUUACUUCCUGCGCUGCCCGCAAAUGGAGUCCAUGGAGAAUCCCAACUUAGAUCCCCCACGCAUGGCACUAAGCAAAGAGAGGCCGUUCCUGUUGCUGCCGCCUCUGAUGGAGUGGAUCAGAGUGGCCUUAGUUCACGCUGAGCAUCGCAAGAGUCUGCUGGUGGACACUGAUGAUGUCAGACAGACUGCCAGGCUGCUCCUUCCUGGACUGGACUGUGAACCCAGACAGCUUAAGCCCGAGUGCUGCUUCAGCUCCUUCAAGCGCUUGGAUUCCAAGGCAGCCACAGACAAGUUCCAUCUAGAUCUGGGCUUCCGAAUGCUCAACUGCGGCCGCACGGACCUCAUCGGUCAAGCUAUCAAUCUGCUGGGGCCUGAUGGCGUCAACAGCAUGGACGACCAGGGGAUGACCCCUCUGAUGUAUGCCUGCGCUGCUGGAGAUGAGGCCCUCGUACAGAUGCUGAUUGACGCUGGCGCCAACCUUGAUGUGGCGGUUCCCCCGUGCUCUCAGAAGCACCCCUCUGUGCAUCCUGACAGUCGACACUGGGCGGCGCUCACCUUCGCUGUACUGCACGGACACAUCUCAGUGGUGCAGCUACUGUUGGAUGCUGGGGCCAACGUGGAGGGAGCUGCAGUCCGUAAUGGACAGGAGAGCACGGCCGACACCCCGCUGCAGCUGGCCUCAGCAGCAGGCAACUAUGAGAUGGUGACCUUGUUGCUGGCAAGAGGUGCCGACCCAUUAUCGAAGGCGUGCGGUGGAAACGCUCUGACGUCGUCCCUUUAUGAAGACAUGAACUGCUUCAGCCAUGCUGCAGCACAUGGCCACAGGAACGUGCUGAGAAAGCUCCUGACUCAGCCCCAGAAAGUCAAAGAGGACGUCCUGUCUCUGGAGGAGAUACUCGCUGAGGGGGUGGAGGGGGAGGACGCUGGCAUCUGCCCUUUCCUCCCUCUUCCCCCCCUCGCCAAUCCCUCCCCUGAGGGGGGCUUAGCCAGGCUGUGCAAGGCCAGGAUGAAGGCUCUGCAGGAGGCCAGCUACUACAGUGCCGAGCACGGCUACCUGGACGUCACCAUGGAGCUACGAGCGCUAGGCGUUCCGUGGAAGCUGCAUGUGUGGCUUGAGUCCCUGCGGUGUGCUCAGCAGCAGUCCAGAGUUGGGGUCACGUUGUCCCUCCUCAGAGAGUUCACCAGCAUCAGAGAAGAAGAUUACUGUGAGGAGCUGGUCACCAUGGGCCUGCCGCUCAUGUUCAACAUCCUUCGCACCACCAAGGUAGGCAACGCAGGCUGGAUUCUUCUUUUCAUCAAGCUACAACACGGAAACACAAAAAUAGGAUCAUCAGCGUUCAUCUUCAUCUUCACAUUCUUCUUUCAGAACGAUGCCAUCGUACAACAGGUGUGCAGCAUUUUUAGUCACUGCUUUGGCCCAGCUCCUCUUCCUGCUGUCCCUGAGGUGAAGGCAGCACUCUCAGCACAGUUGGACCCUCACUUCCUGAAUAACCAGGAGAUGUCAGAUGUGACUUUCCUGGUAGAAGGCAAACCCUUUUACGGCCACAGGGUCCUGCUGAUCACAGCCUCUGACAGAUUCAAAUGUCUGCUUGCAUCCUCUGGUUCUGAUAAAAGUGCCACCAAGCAGAUUGAGAUCAGUGACGUCAAGUACAAUGUUUUCCAGAUGAUGAUGUCAUACCUGUACUGUGGAGGAACAGAGUCGCUUAAAACCAAAGUGCCUGAUUUGUUGGAGCUGCUGUCAGCUGCUUGUGUGUUCCAGCUGGGGGCGCUGCAAAGACAUUGUGAACUCAUCUGCUCUCAGCUCAUCAACCUGGAUAAUGCAGUCAGCAUCUACAAGACAGCCAAGGCCCACGGUUCAGUGGAGCUGAGCUCAUUCUGUGAAGGCUACUUCCUGCAGCAGAUGCCUACUCUGAUGGAGAGGGAGACCUUCAGGAGUCUGCUGUUGGGGUACCGACCAGGCAACAACUCCACAUCCACACUGGCCCUCAACCAGGGAGAAUCACUCCUGGAGGAGCUUGAAGUUACCCUGGCUCGGCGUCUCCGCUCGCUCUACGUCACCUCCAGAGUCUGAGGACGGUGGGGAAGAGUGUGUUGUACGCCAACAUUUGGACUUGUGGCUAACAAGCUAGUUUAUGAUGAAGAUGGGACAGCGUUUCCCCAAGGCUCAGGAAGCCUUUGUGUAGAAUGAUGGCAAAAACACAAGCGGAGUUGUGAGCCGCUGCUGCCCUCUAGUGGGCAAACAAUAAAUGCUUUGUAAUGAUGGAGGGAAUCAGCGGUUCUCUGACUGAUGCAUCCACGGCCAUGCUGGACUUGUGGCCUUGAUCCAUUUCAAUUACAAAGAGUGCAGAAUAAAAGGAGGGUUUCUUUUCUGUUCCCCCCCCCCCAAAAAAAGGAAGACGACCAACAAAAGCCUUACUGGAGAAUGGGAAGGACUUUUGCUAUUUAAUGAGACAAGAUUUGAGAGUAUUUAACAGGGUCUUUCCCUUUUUAUUUCGUUUUUAUAUAAAUCCCAUCUAAUUGUUUUUGGUAUCCAUGGUAGACUUUUAACAGUCACUUAAGCUUAGGUAUACUCAUGUUACAGCAAAAGAAUGAUCACAUGGGGAGUGUGAGUGUGUGUGUGUUGACUAUUCCAAUAAAUAUACACUUGGUAAACACCAAAUGAACAAAUCUUACCUUUUACACAUUUCGGUCGAGUAACAGCGACCAUCCAGGCACACAGAAGAAAAAGCAAGACACGGCAACUGAAUGAGUUUAUUUGUUUCAGCACUGAGGAUGCUCACAGUAGUUAUGUUAAACGGGGAUUAUUACAUCGGCCUGUUUAGUUCCUGCUCUGACUCUCUGAAUCACUGAGCUGCUUGCUUUGCCAUUUGUACAAAACAAAAGGAGCGUGAACAUGAUGCUAUUGCUUCGUCUUUCCAAGUAUUGAUAUCCUCUCCCUGCGCCUUCCCGUCACACGUCGUCAGAACACUGAGCGGCACAGGGCAAAAGAGGCAUUGCUUUCAAAAGGUUGUGCGUGAGAUCAGGGGACCAGCGGGCGCAAGGGAAGAUUUGAAAAUAAAAAGGAGCAAAAAGUACAACAGAAAAGCUCGUUUAGUGGCAGCUGAGAGAACAUUAACACCAAAGCCAUGCAAAGAAAAGCUGGUGUUUGACAUGCACACAGCAAUACAAGCUAACGUAUAGGGCGGGAAUCCCCAGCAUGGUAAAGACGACAAUCAACCCCAUGUUGUGUUUUUCUUUGUUUUGCUUUUUUAAAUGGUCUAUAUACAAAGAGAAGGUCUGUGGAUCAACGAUGUCCUUCUCAGGCCUGGCCUAUGCAAACAAUAUGA
Dunckerocampus dactyliophorus (ringed pipefish) is the source of this 4979-nucleotide messenger RNA. RefSeq names its product ankyrin repeat and BTB (POZ) domain containing 2b (gene abtb2b). Lineage: Eukaryota; Metazoa; Chordata; Actinopteri; Syngnathiformes; Syngnathidae. The transcript has 16 exons. Gene Ontology annotation, molecular function: protein heterodimerization activity. The record is from RefSeq and is a predicted model, not a curated record. The coding region runs from base 482 to 3724 and encodes 1080 amino acids.